CGUUAGGCUAAAAACGUGACAUGACUAUUGAACGGGUCACGAACGAAAACAAAUUGUUUGCAACAUUGUGCACGACAUUGUGCUUUCACUAUUUAAGUUGAAUUAGUUGUCAUUCUUAACUUAAAUACAAUCAGCACUUUUGUGCAACAGUACAUAUGAACGAGAACUACGAUGCCAGAUCGCCGUGUGGACACUGGCAGCUAGCUACCAAACAACAAACCUAAACUUAAAGCUGUCAGACAGCGCUGACGCUUUCAGUGGUAAGUCAAGUUGCGCAACAGAAGAAAUUAAACCCAAUAAAUACACUUCUUGACACGGGUAAACCUGGGAAGUAUUCUGUGAGCCAAUGAAAAGAAAGCUUCCAGAUGAGAGGACAGAGAUGAAAGGAGGAUCACGUAAAACAAGAAAAAGGGAACCUAAAAAGACCUGCGCAGAUAAUGUCACUACAGACACCGUCUUAUCUGCAGGAAGAGAGAAAUUAAAUAUUGUGGCAAGCAGUGACCUGUCCACCCUCAGCCAGUCCGCUUUGAGUUCCUUAACAAGUACUCCAAAAAGAGGGAAAGGACCAACAAGACAGAUACAAGAAGCCAGUCUGACCUCCACCCCAGUCCACAUUCUGUCCAACAUUUCAGACUCCCCUCCUGGAGUAAAUGAAUUUCAGCUACAGUUCACAGAACCCAUCACUCAGCCAACGGCAUCCGAGACAGAUUCACCAUGUUUCAACUCAAAAAUUCGAAGGAGGAGAAGUAGAGCCUUUCAGCCGAGACAAGUUAAACAAAGGGCAGCUAAGGAGCAGACGCAGGCCGAUGGAUCUACGGUCAAGCGUGGGCGUGGCCGGCCGCGGAACACUGCGACUGGGGAUUUAAAAAGGAAAGCCAAUACUCAGCCAUCUAAACGCUUAAGGCCAAGAGUUGAGCUGAAUGAAUUUACUGUGACAGAGGAAGAAGAGUCUUUGUUAUCUUCGGAUCUGUCAAUAGAGCUGAGUCACCAUGAGAAUCCCACCUUGUCCCCCCUGGAAGAUGAGAAAAGCGAGGAAGAGGAGGAGGAAGACUUCCCAAGUUUUAUGACGCAAAUGGACAAAAAGCCUCCGUCCAUUACAGAGGGAACAUUUGUGUGGUGCAAAUAUAGAUCUUAUCCAUUCUGGCCUGCUCUGGUAAAAAGUGUGAACCGUAAGCAAAAGAAAGCGAGCAUCGUGUUUAUUGAAGACACAAUUAUCCAGAAGAAAAAAGGGUUUGGUUGUUCUCUGAAAUCACUGAAGCCUUUUGACUGCGAAGACGCUGAAGAGCUUAUCAAAAAAGCCAAAGAACUCUAUGAUGCUGUUAUUACUUGGUCCUUAGAACUUAUAAAAGACUACAGAUUCCGGAUUGCAUGUGGCUCAUUUUCUGGCUCCUUCAUUGAGUACUUUAAUCAUGACAUGAGUUACCCAGUGAGGAGAAAGUGUCCACAGGCGGCCUCAGAUAGACUAGCCAUCGCCAGUCAUAUCCUGAUGGAGGAGCCAUGUGAUGAUAUAAAGGAGGAGAGUUUUAAUGAGAAGCAUGCAGACGAGCAUGUCUGUGGGAGUUCAAAGAGGUUACUGCCAGACCGGACCCAUGCUGCCCACAACCGUGCUAACGAGAAGCUUGUACAAUUUAUUGUCAAGCAGCACAUGGUGGAGCAACACCUUCUGGCUGUGAUCCGUGGGCAGCAGCAGUCCAGAUGGCUUCGCGCUUUUUUGAAUGCUAAGCGAAGACGUGUCGUGAACAUAUACUUGGAGGAUGACAAACAGCUGGACCAGGUCUACUGGUACCUAAGUGACCUUUAUACCAAAGCUGUAGACACCGCCCCUCAUCCAUCUGACGAGUACGAGCACGUCCCUUUUGUUCUAGAUGUGCUUCUACCUGAGGCUAUCAUUUGCGCCAUUGCGGGAGUGGAAAAUGUUCCAGUAAAGAAGGCAGAAGAAAAGUACCUCAGAGGACGAUGUAUUAGCAACAGAGAAAGACAAGAGUUUGACUUGAUGAUUGAGCGGGAGAUGAUGAGGAAGUCCCAGCAUCAUAAUGAGAUCAUUGACGUAUUCUCUGACCUUAUUACUUAAGACCGACAAAUUAAUAAAGCCAUCGUUGUUAUUGUUUUAUUUUUUGUUUGUUUGUUUUUUCAUGGGUAUUGCUUACCUAUGUGCUGUGCAGAUUAUAAAAGCACAUCAUGUUUAAUCAGCUCUGAUACGCAUUUUAUUUUAACCACUAUUGUAAAAAUGGAUGUGAAAGCGUAAGAUCAUGUGGCUUUUAAUUACAACUGGCAGAUGAAAGUAAAUUUACUGCUAAGUGUCUCCCUGUGUUCAGUCAAGUGUUAAUCUUUUGACUACAUAUGUUUUUGUGCAAAAUUUCAAUUUUUAAUAUAAACCAGUUUAUUCAACUGUAAA
Messenger RNA from Melanotaenia boesemani (Boeseman's rainbowfish), 2395 nucleotides. Its product is annotated as PWWP domain-containing DNA repair factor 3A. The record is from RefSeq and is a predicted model, not a curated record. The coding region runs from base 347 to 2071 and encodes 574 amino acids. The transcript is spliced from 14 exons. Lineage: Eukaryota; Metazoa; Chordata; Actinopteri; Atheriniformes; Melanotaeniidae.